AACACCGCUCUCUGCGGGACUUCGGUCGUCGAUUGUCCACGAAUUCGGUCGUUUGCGUCUGCACCAACUGCGCUCUAUUCGCUCUCUCUCGCGGCUCGCGUGAAAGUCGUAAAGUUACGCUAGCUCUCCACGAUACCAAAAACCGAAAAGCACAAACAAAAUUCGCCAGCGGUAGAAAACCGAUUGAAACUGCAAUUGCAAUGCCUAAAAUGCGUACGUGAGUUUCGCGCAGUGUUUGCUGUGAAAGUUCAAGUGAAAGCAGAAAGCAGAAACAAAGCGAGAAUACUUGCAAAGCAAUAAACCAAAAAAAAAGUGCAAAAAUACCUAAAGUUUAAACAAAACAAAAGAAACAAGUAAAACAAAAAAAACCAUGGCCAUGUUGUGUCCGCCGAUGGGCUUGGGUCAUCCACAUGCCGCUCCCGUGCCACGCCCACCGCCCAGCACGUCGGAGAAGAAGAGAAUCCGUCGCAAUCUAUUCAAUACCGUUCCCAGGGACUCGGAGAUCGAUCAGCUGUUGGCCCAGGAGCAGCACAUGAAGCGAUUGUACGUCAAGGAGCGCUACGGAUUCGACAUCCAGCUGGAGGCUCGUCGCGAUGCGGAUGCCGCUGCGAAUGCGGUUAGGGGUACGGAUGCGGAUACGGAUAGGGAUGCCCAUGCGCUGCGCGGAAUGCGGUAUCCAACCACACAGAUGAUACCCAGCACCGAUGCUGAUGAGUGCAAUCCGAAGGCAGUCAGCGACGCGUCGAGGGGCAUGGCCCUGACUCCCGCCCAGAUCUCCGCCAGCGCACAGCUGAUCCUCCAGAAAAGCAACAGCAGUGCGGAUUUGGCCAACAGCACGAGACAUGGCCAAAAGCCAUAUGCGACGCAGCCACAAGGCCUCAAAGGCAUGUACAACGUUCGCAAGGCCGUUAAGGGUAUUUCGAAAGUCAACGUCAAGAAUAGUUACAACAACGACAACAGCAUCAUCAUCAGCAGCAGCAGCAACAACAACAAGAACAUGAUUAACAAUGUGGAUAAUGGUACUAGCGAAUUGGCGGAUCAGAAGCAGUAACUUGGGAUCGGGAUCAUGAAUGACGAUGACGACGGAGACGGAGACGGCGAAUGGCCCCUGGUGGAGCAAUAAUUGCAAUAUAUGAUAUUUAUUGUAAAUGUAAUUUUAAUUUCUAAAAUAAUUUGUUUAUUUUUUUGUACCCCCGCCAUACACAGACAAGUUUGUGUAUGGAUUGUACGUUUGUUUUAACGUAGACGGUCCCAAAAUGUUGUUGCAUAAAAAAUGAUUAAGUGAAUGGAAAAACAAAAAAAAAAUUAUGAAAAACAAAGCCAAUCAGAAACAACAACAAAACAAAAAACCCAGGAAAGAUCGGCGCGCGUGCACGGCCAAAAACAGGCAAAAAAAAAAACAAAAACAAAACUAUGAUUAAUAAUUAAUAAUAGUAAUAUAUCCGGAUGCAUGGCGAUAUCGGUCUUAUAAUGGAAAUUAUUAAGUUAUGGAUACGUGCUAAUGUUAGACAAGCGAUCGACGGCGCCAUGCAUCCAUUAUAUAGACUUUAAACCCCAACCCAAACCAAUUCAAGCGUUCUCAGCGUGUUUUCGGGUCCAGAUGCACGCGUGUGCCAAAAGUAUUUACAAUUUACUUUGUGUCAUGAUCUCAAUUAUUAAAAACAAUUUUAUUAUUUUGUUUAUCUAAAUGUAAUUAUAAUUGAAAUUAUUUAAAAAUUCUUCUUAGCCCUCAAACAAACACACUCACACUCUCACACACACACACCCCCUCUCAUACACACCCCACCCACACACACUUUUACACGCACUCACACACACACACACACACCCACCUACACUGUACUCAUAUUUAUUGUAUGUACAUUAUCGAUGUGACAUUUUAAAUUGUAUGUACUGUCUAUGUAUAAAAACUUCGUGUCUAUGGCCAAAUUAUUUCCCCUUUAAGAAACCCAACCCCCUUUUUCGAAAAUCUAUUUUGAACAACCAAACUGUGUAUAUUGUACGGAGUAUUACCAAAACUCCAAGCAGCUAAAUGAGAAAACCCACAAAAACAACAACAAAUACUGUGCAUAUUUCCUUAAAAACUUUGUACGAAAGCAAGAUGAAAAAAGAAAAAACUAUUCUGCUGUAGCAGAAAAAAAAA
This is a messenger RNA of Drosophila teissieri, 2143 nucleotides long. Its product is annotated as gliolectin. The transcript is spliced from 2 exons. NCBI's taxonomy places the organism in Eukaryota, Metazoa, Arthropoda, Insecta, Diptera, Drosophilidae. The coding region runs from base 371 to 1051 and encodes 226 amino acids. The record is from RefSeq and is a predicted model, not a curated record.